Penicillium soppii is the source of this 513-nucleotide messenger RNA. RefSeq names its product MGMT family protein. Lineage: Eukaryota; Fungi; Ascomycota; Eurotiomycetes; Eurotiales; Aspergillaceae. Gene Ontology annotation, molecular function: methylated-DNA-[protein]-cysteine S-methyltransferase activity. Bases 1 to 513 code for a protein of 170 amino acids. The record is from RefSeq and is a predicted model, not a curated record. The transcript has a single exon. Gene Ontology annotation, biological process: DNA repair.
AUGGCGCUCACUACAAAGCCGAUGGCCACGGGCCCACCCGCAGCAUCAACAAGCCCAACCCCAGAAAAAGCCCUGAAACCCUUAACCAUAAAUGAAGGAGAAGACAAGUCUCUCCAGCCCACCAUCCAAAUUAAAAAAUAUCUCCACCGCAUAUCUCUGCACCCUACACUAACACCCUACCGCCGGCGCGUUUAUCGCACCUUGUUAUCCGUCCCGCCAGGCCGCUGGACUACGUAUUCGGCUAUGGCGGCGUAUCUGGGCUCCAGUGCGCGAGCGGUUGGCAAUGCGAUGCGCAGCAAUCCAUUUGCGCCGGAGGUGCCAUGUCAUCGGGUGCUUGCAGCGGAUGGGUCCCUGGGUGGGUAUAAGGGGGAGUGGAAGGUUGAUGGACAUAAGGCUGGUGGAGGGUUCUGCGAGGAGAAGAUGUUGAGGCUUGAGGAGGAAGGUGUUACUUUUCUUGAUGGAAAGGUUAGGGGUAUUUGUUUUAAGGAGUUUGUGGAUUUUGGGGUGAAGUGA